AGAGUGAGAGAGCAAGGAGCGCACACGUCGCACUAUCAACUGCAUCCGUCUAAGAAAACAACUCCGGGCAAGUCUUGUACGAGAGACACCAAACUAGAAGUUGAUUCCCACUAAAAGAGCGCACCGGGCGGACGCAGCCAGCUGUCAUGGCCCGUGACAAAUCAGGCGGCGGGCACUUCCACGAGUGGAUCCUCGCAGUUCUGCUUGAGUGGACGGGGAGCUGUGGGAGCUGCGAUCGUCGCCCUGCAUUCUGCCGCCCUCGCUCUUUGGCUCCGACGGUGUUUAGUUAGAGCGGCUGGCAACACAUAAAAAGUCAAGAUAGAGGCAGUAGCGUAGAAUAUGCGAGUACGACGCUUGAUCGGAUCCUCCUGGCUCCAGCGGUAAUAGACGGAUCUUCAAGCAUGAUCAUCGAAGAGGAUUGUUUGAAGGAUACUGUGUGAAGGGAGAAAAGUUAAACGCAGCAGCGGCUCGGGGGAAGGAGAAAGACUCGGCAAAGGUCUCUGGUUCCAAAUGUCACCCUCCUUGGACUCUGCCCCAGUUGGGGAACGGCAGCAGUGUGUGACGGACAGGCGAAUGGAGCCUGCGGUGGCUCUCUCCCGCGUGGCUUCAAACAGGCCUUGGAUGAGCUCUGCAUGGCGCAACCAGUGAAGAAUCCUGCUAUGGUCUGACGUCUCAGCAUGGAUGGAGUCAGUCAAAAGAUCCGCCACCUCUAAUGAGACCACUGCUCUUCAGUCGAGGACUAGCUUUUACAGGAUUACACACACUUUGUCCUGAUCAUUUCGUAGCAACCAACAUCAUUAGCAGACGCUCCACGGAGGACUUUUUUUGUCUUUAGUAUUUGUUGGAAUAAUACAUUAUUUAGAUGUAUUUUUUACUUUGUUUCACUCCCUUCUGAUUCUUUUUUUUUUAAAUAGUUGCUUUCCCUCAUUUUCCUAUUUUUUUAUUUUUAAGUAUGGAGUUUCUGACUGGACCCUGGAAUAAGGAUUGGACUUCAUUCUUACAAUUUUGGUUGACUGUAAUACUAAGCCUUCAAAUGCAAUUCAGUCCAGGUGCCUCUUGCCCAGAAGAGUGUCGUUGUGACAAAUUAUUUGUGUACUGCAACGAACGCAGCUUGACAUCUGUGCCUCUGGGGAUACAGGAGGGCUACAAGGUUCUCUAUCUGCAUAACAACCAGAUCAACAAUGCUGGCUUUCCUUUGGAACUUCACAAUCUUGCCUCUGUGGAGACUGUGUAUCUGUACGGCAACCAGCUUGAUGAAUUUCCCAUCAAUCUGCCUAAAAACACCAGAGUACUGCAUCUACAGGAGAACAAUAUUCAAACAAUCUCCAGGGCAGCCCUAGCACAGUUGACUCGAUUAGAAGAGUUGCACCUUGAUGACAACUCCAUCUCAACAGUGGGGGUGGAAGAAGGGGCCUUUAGGGAGGCACUAAGCCUCAAACUCCUCUUCCUCACCAAGAACCACUUAAGCAGUGUUCCCAUUGGCCUCCCAGAGGACUUGAAAGAGCUAAGGUUGGAUGAGAAUAGAAUCGCCGUCAUCGCCGAGGAGGCCUUCCAGAAUGUGACACGUCUACAGCGCCUCCUGCUGGACGGGAACCUGCUAACCGAUGAAGGCAUUGCGCCAGGGACAUUCCAGGAACUGGCCAGCCUCCGAGAACUGGCGCUGGCCCGCAACUCACUCACCUUUCCCCCUCCCCUUUUACCUAGCCAGUCACUGGUCAAACUUAGCCUGCAGGAAAACCAGAUUGACCAGAUCCCAGUAGCCGCAUUUGCAGAAUUAAAUCGAAUGGAGAAGUUGGAUAUUUCCAGCAACCAACUUCAGACUCUUACACAGGGUGUAUUUGAUAACCUGUCAAGUUUAAGGCAUCUCAUUGUGCGCAAUAACCCAUGGCGCUGUGACUGUGCAGUGAAAUGGGUGGUGGUGUGGCUCAAGUCAUUGCCAUCCUCCAUAAACGCACGAGGCUUCGUGUGUCAGAGUCCAGACAGAGUCCGUGGAAUGGCAAUCCGUGAGCUCACACUGGAUAUUAUUGAAUGUCCAGUCGACGCUGGCCAACCACCAUGGCCCACCCUUCGCUCUACACCUCCUCCUCCGCCCACCACCACCCCUCUUACCACCAUAAUCUCCACUGUUGUAACCACAUCCAAUCCCGACUACUUUGACUCUCCUUCCCCACCUUUACCCCCAAUCCAUAUCAAUCCUCCCGGCCCCAUGCCUCCUUAUGAGGACCCCCUUCAGAUUUCCUUCCAUGUGGUUAACUCUUCUAAUAUAGAGGUGAGCUGGGCUUCCUAUUUCACUGUCACAGCCUACAAGGUCACUUGGGUUAAACGGGGCCAAAGCCAAAUGAACGAAGGCAUGCAGGAACGGACCGUGAGUGGGGGCCAACGGCAUAUUAGCCUCACUGACCUGGAAGCCAGGUCUGUGUACCGGAUCUGUGUGCACGUGUUGGACACCCAUAACUCUUACAGGCCAGGAGAGGAUACAAUAUGUUCUGAAGCCAGAACCAAGUCAGCCUUGCCAACUAAGUCUCCUGGUUCAGGGCAAACACCGAAGGAGAGUGUCAAUUCCACAUUAUUAAUGGCUGGCAUCAUUGGUGGAGCAGUCCUUAUCGUCUUAGUAACACUGCUUAGCCUAUUUUGUUGGCACAUGCACAGGAAGAGCCGGUCAUCUUCGACCAAGUGGAAAUACAACAGAGGCCGGAGAAAAGACGACUACUGCGAGGCUGGAACCAAGAAGGAUAACUCCAUUCUUGAGAUGACUGAAACCAGUUUCCAAAUUGUGGCGCUGAACAACGAGCAGCUGCUCAAGGGAGAUUUCCGCAUUCAGCCUAUCUACACACCCAAUGGGGGGAUUGGAUUUAGAGACUGUCACCUCAGUAACAACAGUUUAGCCUAUUGCAAGAGCAGCAACGUACCGAGUAUAGAGUUUUGCCACACGUGAUGCCAAGGCAAACAGUGGAUUGUUACACCCACAAACUCCAAAAAACAGUUGACGAUACAUAUAAGACACACAUACACUGUCUGUUUAGACAAUAAGAGAAAAACAUGAAAAAAAUCUAGCGAAAUAUAACUGUACAAUAUAUAUAAAUAUAUAUAUAUAUAUUUCCAAAUUCUGUCUCGGAUGUAAUUUAUACUGUGGAUAAUAAUGUGGGUUUUUUCUGCUAUCUUUUUUAUUCAUAGACAAAGGAGAUCCAAGUGUUUCUUUUUUUUUAUGAACAGCAGGGUUUUGAAAGUUGUUUUAAUGGUCGAUACUGUACAUGAACACUAAUUUGUACAAUCAUGGCACCCUGGGUGUAGCUUCUGGCAUAUGCUGUCAGCCUCGGAAAAUGUUGGGCACUGAGGGCUUGGAUCCUUUGCUAACCACAGAAGUAAAAACUAAACAAAAAAGCUUUUUAGUCAUAGAAACCUCCCAAGUAUAUCAACAUUGUCAAACAAAUGGAAAUAGCACUGAUUAGCGCAUUGUGGAAAAGAGCACGAUUCGUAACAGUUUUUUUUUUUUUUUUUUUUU
This is a messenger RNA of Corythoichthys intestinalis (scribbled pipefish), 3502 nucleotides long. It is a transcript of the gene flrt2, whose product is annotated as fibronectin leucine rich transmembrane protein 2. NCBI's taxonomy places the organism in Eukaryota, Metazoa, Chordata, Actinopteri, Syngnathiformes, Syngnathidae. The transcript has 2 exons. Gene Ontology annotation, molecular function: protein binding. The record is from RefSeq and is a predicted model, not a curated record. Bases 953 to 2935 code for a protein of 660 amino acids.